UGAUCAGGAAAGCAACUGGAGUCUUUUGCCAUUUGUGAACUUAUUUACACCGCAAUUCACAUUUAAGCUAGUCAUCUCCACAUGGUUAGAUUCCACACAGAUUAUACUAAGAGCUGCCAUUAGCCUUUGAUCAAAUAUAGGAAUGGUGAUUUCAGUGUUUGAAUUGGUUCUUGCAAUGAACUAGAAGAACCGCCAUGCAGGACGACUACGGCGAAGAGGCUGACGGGCUUCUUGGGCCUAGAGAAUGGCUCAUUAUCGGGGUCGUUUUGUUCGUAGUGUACCUUUAUAAAAAAUCAUCACAUAGGCUCUGCAUGCCUUCUAGUGGAUUUAUGUUUGGAUUAUUCAGAACGGAAAGAGCUACCUUACCCCCCCAGAAUACAUCGGGAGAUGACGAUGCUCAAAGGAGACACAUUUUAGAAGCUCGAAGACGUCUAAUCGAAGAAGCGGAACGUAAUGCCGAGGUGAACCGCGCUAAAAUGAAGGAGAGAGAAGAGCAAAAACGCAAAGAGAAACUUGAACGAAAGGAGCGUCUGCUCGACAUAAACAAAGCGCGACCGCCCAGCUCGCAUAACGCAGGUACUUCAUCACUGAGGGGUGAUGACUACAAUCCGUUAAUGGGAAGCGGCGGUUCUUGCGGUUGGAGACCAACGAAGAAGCGCUGUGGUCGUGGUGGAUGCGGUUGAGAAUUGCGCGCCGUCACUUCCAGCACCCACGAUAACACUUGUCGUUCU
This is a messenger RNA of Varroa destructor (honeybee mite), 731 nucleotides long. RefSeq lists its product as uncharacterized. Gene Ontology annotation, biological process: endoplasmic reticulum unfolded protein response; retrograde protein transport, ER to cytosol. Gene Ontology annotation, cellular component: Derlin-1-VIMP complex; endoplasmic reticulum membrane; Derlin-1 retrotranslocation complex. Lineage: Eukaryota; Metazoa; Arthropoda; Arachnida; Mesostigmata; Varroidae. The record is from RefSeq and is a predicted model, not a curated record.